This is a messenger RNA of Toxoplasma gondii ME49, 2046 nucleotides long. RefSeq lists its product as hypothetical. Bases 664 to 2046 code for a protein of 460 amino acids. The transcript is spliced from 5 exons. The record is from RefSeq and is a predicted model, not a curated record. Lineage: Eukaryota; Apicomplexa; Conoidasida; Eucoccidiorida; Sarcocystidae.
AUUUCCAGAGUUUGGCCCUGCAGCGCAUCUUUCCACACCUUCCUCUCGUUCGCAGUGUAUAGCUUUUCGUUUGUGUCAGAUCCUCGAUUUCGGGUGCCAGUGUUUGCGGGGCUCACGUGCUCGGGGUUCCGGGCUGCUAGUCAUCGAUUUGUCAGAGCCGAUCCUGGACGGCCUUUCGCAGAGAUCAGCACACGCAUUGACGAAUACGAAAUGAAUGCAUGCCCCGUCUCUGGGACUGAGGUGGACAUUUUUUCCCUUGACACGGAGGUGCGAUAAGAAGGUGUGACCUCCCACUUCAGUACGUGGACGCUGAACCCAUUCAGGACCAUCGUGAUUGCAUGAUCUACCAGGGACAAAAACAGCCCAUGUUUUGCAACGCCUUCUUCAGAGCGCUGGCCUGUCUUCCCAAGAUCUGCCGGUUUAAUUCACUGCUAACACACCUGUGGCAUUUUGUGACUGCUCCCGUGGCAUGCGUCUGGCACCAGAAUCCUUUUCUGUUUGCGGCAACUUCGUUCGGCAAGCUGCGUUAGUUGUCGGGGCAACCUCUGUCAGCGUAUUUUAGAGACUCGACCUCUCUUAUGAACUGCAUGCUCCUGUGAGAACGAUGCGCUAGCCCUUUUCGGACAAGACCGAAUCCUGAGACGCAGGCAUAGGCCGGAGACGAUGGCGCAGGUGGUGUUUGGGAGUAACAUGGAAACGGAGGAUGUCGCAGAAUUUGAGGAACCAGCUCUAGAGAAUCCAGCAGAUCCUUCUACAUCUGAAGAGGAAGAAGAUGUCUUGACAACGGGAGCAGCAACAUGGUGUCUUUCUCAGCUGUCCAGUGCGAAUGCGACGGCGCAGGAUCCAAUCAUUCGUUCUUUCUCGGUGCUUCUCGAGUCACAUCGCACAAGUGACCAAGCCGCUGCUUCGUCCAGCUCAUCGUGCGCCGAUAGUCACCACGAGUCAGUAGUGGCAGUAGCAGAACCUGGAGGCUCGGAGGAACAAAGAUCCACAUUGCCCAUGAACGAAGGGAAAUGUGUGACACAUGAGACAGACAUGUGGACAGCAGAACUCUGUGACGAGAAUAGCUUAAGCCAUGUGCAGCGGAAAAGAGAAGACGAAGAAGACGUGCCGGCGUUUGCUGGGAUUGAAGAAAUCUUGGAACAGACAGCGAAUCGGAAAGGCAACGGGAGAAGAGAAAAGGCUUUGGGGCGACAGUCCAACAGAGCUCGUGCAGAAACGAAGGCAGCCGCCGGUCAUUCGGAGAAGAGACUCCAUCUGCAAUCAACCGUUCUAAGGGCAGAUCCUGACGAGAAAGGUGUAGAAGAAUAUUCAGCGAGUGAAAGCGUACAUCCAAACCUCUCACGGGAUAGCGGCUCUCUGUGCAUGCCAUGUGCGCAGCAGACGCCUUCUCGUUUCUGUCCGACGUGUGGCCAACCUAGUGGCUUAGAAAAGCCGUCAUCUGAUGGUUCUGGGGAGUGGCAGUCCUCUAGAGCGGGUCUCCCCGACUGUACGGAUGCAUCUUACCGUCCGGAUUGGUCAAACGCUGAUCUCCCGGUCACCCGAGAAACUCGACACGGAGUGGGCGUAUGCUUCUCAGACCGGGUUUUGAACCUGAGAAGAACGGGGAGAUUAGACAGAGACGGCGUUGCAGAGGCGAAGACAUGCUCUGGGAUUAUCAGUCUCCUACGGCCGCCACCUGUCCCGGUGUCAGAAGUAUUUGAUAGGCUUAAUCCUACGGCAGCACGCCUUUGGCGUGAAUAUCGAGAAGCUCGAGACACUGCAGAAUAUUCUGAGGCAUCAGGUGGACCGAUAAGAGAGGGAAACGCGAAUAGCAGUUGUUUUCCACAGCUCCGCGGAGCGAUUCGACAGCAAGCUCACAUGCGUGCUCAAAUGGCCUGUCUGGUUGACGAGACGUCUGAUACUGAUGAAGACAGGGUUCCUGCGGCUGCUGCUGAAGUUUUCCAAAUUCUUGCAACAGACAAGCAGGACGCGCUUCUUGAACUGUUGUUGUCCUGGUACUAUGCUGGGUUUUAUGGUGGGCGUACCAGUUUGGAAAUAGGGUGA